Penicillium vulpinum is the source of this 1653-nucleotide messenger RNA. RefSeq lists its product as uncharacterized. The transcript is spliced from 5 exons. The coding region runs from base 1 to 1653 and encodes 550 amino acids. NCBI's taxonomy places the organism in Eukaryota, Fungi, Ascomycota, Eurotiomycetes, Eurotiales, Aspergillaceae. Gene Ontology annotation, biological process: cytoplasmic stress granule assembly; P-body assembly. The record is from RefSeq and is a predicted model, not a curated record. Gene Ontology annotation, molecular function: mRNA binding. Gene Ontology annotation, cellular component: P-body.
AUGGAGAUGAACCACCUCAUAGGUCAGCGUUUCAACCUGAUCUCGAAAAGUGACAUUCGUUAUGUCGGUACUCUUCACGAAAUCAACCCCGAAGCUUCUACGAUAGCUCUUGAGAAUGUCAUGUCAUUUGGCUCGGAAGGGCGCCGUGGCAACCCCGCCGAUGAAGUUCCCCCUCCACCAGCGUCUACGAGAAGUGAUGUGAAGGACAUUAGCAUUGCCGCGGAGGACCAGAAGGAUCCCGCACCGCAAGAACCACCUCGGGUUCCGGAUGACCCUGCUAUUCUUGGGGGCGCGCAACGACCUGUUCCUGCCCAAGGGCCUGACUUAGGACCUGCUCCAUCGAAUCUUCCUUCCCAGGGCCCUCCACAGGGUCCGCCCCAGCUUCCCCAGGGAGCUGGCCCAACUCCUCCCGGUUACCCCCAGCAGCCCCAAUUCCAGCCAGGCUUCUACCCACCAUAUGGACAGCAGCGAUUUGGACCACCUCCUCCAUUCCCUCCGGGUCCUGGUUUCCAGCCAUAUGGCGCUCCUCCCGGAUGGUACCCACCUCCAGGCCAUGGAUUCCCCCCUGGCCCCGGUCAGUUCCAACCUCCGAUGCCCAUUGGCCCUGGUCAGCAGUCUGGACCUCAGCAGUCUGGGCCCCAGCAGCCUGCACCUCAGCGCCCGGGACCUCCCGGUGCUGCUCCCGCGCCUAAGCCUACCUCUGAUAUUCCGGUCGGGGACAAGGUUCCCAACAAGUCUACGAACCGUAACGCAACUCCUGCAGCUCAGAACGCCCCCACUCCUCCGAUCGAGUCCAAGCCUACUGUGGCUGAAGCUUUGCAAGGUCCUGUCAGCACUGCUCCUCUGAAUGUUCCUCAGAAGAAUGGCCGAGUCAUGCCGGCUAUCCCAAUCGCUGCCGCAAAGCCCACUCCGACCGCCCACAUUCCUACCGCUCCUCGGGGAAAUACUCAGUCUAUCACUGAUGCCACUGCGGCCGCCACUGCUGCCGUUGCUGCCGCCAUGGCUAAGUUGCCGCAGCCUGGUGCUCAAAAGCAGCCCGGACAGCCCGAAAGUGCUGUGGACGCGCUUACGCAGCAGAUGAAUCACAUGCGCCCUUACGACAAUACCCGUCCUCCCCGAGGCGGUCACCACCACCCUCGUGGUGGACGCGGCGCUGCUCGUCCUCCGCAACAGCCCAAGAAAAUCGAAGUGCCCCAAUCGGAUUACGAUUUCCAAACCGCAAACGCCAAGUUUAACAAGCAGGAUUUGGUCAAAGAGGCCAUUGCCACUGGAAUUCCUGUUGCUGAGGCUGAGGCCCAUGCAGCUGAGGAGGCGGUAUCUAUGGAAUCCAUGUCAAACGGCGGCAGCACUUCGGCCCAUGGAUACAACCGCGGUUCUUCCUUCUUUGACAACAUCUCUAGUGAGGCUCGUGAUCGUGAGGAAAACACCGCCCGUGUUGGUGGUCGUGAAUGGCGCGGCGAGGAGGAGAAACGCAAUAUGGAAACCUUCGGACAGGGCAGCGUUGAUGGCUACCGCCCCAACUACCGCGGUCGUGGCCGUGGCCGCGGCGGCUAUGGUCGUGGUCGAGGUGGAGGUGGUUACAGUCGUGGCUACGGCCGUGGCCGUGGCGGCCGAGUCCCUUCGGAGUCUACAGGUGUCCCAUCCCAGGGUUAG